GUUUAUAAGUUUGGCUAACACAGUUUGGACCUACGUUUUGGAACUGGAUUUAUCCCUGAAUUCUACUUUUUAACUGAUGUCAUGGAAGAUGAGACAGUUAUUUAAACUUGAGGAUGGAGAAUAAGUACUGAUGGCUUUAAGAAGAGCCAGGAACCAUGAGUUUCAACAGGCAGAAUCCUCUGUAAGCGGACCACCCACCGAGCCUGUGGCACUAUGGUUUUACCAGAUCAGCAGCUGGCGUGUUUGUCGAGAAACCUGAACAGGAGAAAAAGAAACCUGGUGGGAGACUGGUGGGAUAAAAUCCAGAUCAAAAUUCUUCGGAGGCCAAACUCCAGGAAACAACAGUCCCAACACAAGGUCUGGUGAUGGUUUCCUGCAGAAACCAGAGGAUGUAACCCCAGCUACGACCUUCCUCCUCGUCAGAAGGCGAUCACGACGGCCGGCUCUUCCUCCCUGACCUUCCAUGUGACCGAGGUCAGAGCCCUUCAUUCAUGCUGCAAUGGCAAGCCUCAGCUUCCCGGGUCUCACUGUGGCGUUGCUGGUUCUGGGCCUGGUUCUGAGCCCGGGUCUGAGCAGACUGACUCCCCGAGUCUCCUUCCCCAUGGGUAGUCCUGGGAGACGGCUGACCUUCUUCAGCAGCCGGGAGGUCAGCAACACCACCACGCUGCUUCUCAGCACAGAUGGAGGAAGUCUGUACGUCGGAGCCCGAGAUGCCGUGUUGGCAUUGGAUGUUAGCAGCAAGGACUCCUUUGUUUUGAGGAACAAGCUGGACUGGAGGCCUCCAGAAAAAGACCUUGAACAAUGCUCCAUGAAGGGAAAGAAAAUGGCUGACUGCUCCAAUUUCAUCCGUGUCCUGGAGUUCUUGAACAGCACCCACCUGUAUGCCUGUGGAACGUUUGCCUUCAGUCCACGCUGCACCUACGUCAACCUGGAGACUUUAACAAUGAGCCUCAGCCCUGAUGAAGGAAGAGGCCGCUGCCCCUACGACCCCUACCAGCGCAACACUGCCAUCAUCGUGGACGGAGAACUAUACACCGGUACCGUGGCAGACUACAGGGGGAACCGGCCAGUCAUCUCCAGACACCUCGGUGAGGGCAAACGCGUCGACCUGAAGCUGGACGACACGUUAGGAUGGCUGGAGGAUCCGACCUUCAUCAGUUCCAGCUUCAUUCCACAGGAGGAGAAGGUCUAUUUCUUCUUCAGUGAAGUGGGCAGAGAGUACAACUUCAUCGACAGGUUCAUGGUGUCCCGUGUGUCUCAGAUCUGCAUGAGUGACAUUGGAGGUCAGCGGACUCUCCAGCGGCGAUGGACCACGUUUGCCAAAGCUCAGCUUUUGUGCCAGGCCGACGGUGAGCUGCCCUACAACGUCCUCCAGGACAUGGACGUCCUCGCACCCGCAGAAGGAGCUCCAGCAGAUGACACACUCUUCUACGGCAUCUUCACCUCGCAGUGGUCGGUCAACUCUGGACGGUCGGCGGUGUGUUCGUUCCGUCUGACUGACAUUAAAUCCGUUUUCUCCGGAAACUACAAAGUCCUGAACAGAGACACGUUACAGUGGAGCUCCAGGGUUCAGGAGAAGGUUGCAAAUCCAGGAGAGUGUGGCCUGCACAACGCAUCGGAUAACGCCCUGCGCUUCGUCAAAGAAAACUUUCUGGCAGAAGAAAGUGUCCGGCCGGUGGGAAGAAGCCUAACCAUGGUGUCGACUGAACACGCCUACAGCCACCUGAGUGUCCAGAGAGUCCAGGCGGCCAACGGGAGGCUCUACACGGUCCUGUUCCUGCUGACAGAAGCCGGUCAGUUGCACAAAGCAGUGCUGCUGCAGAGCGGGGCCCACAUCAUCGAGGAGGUCCAGAUCUUCGAGCCGCCGCGGGCCGUCAGGAGUCUGAAGCUCUCCAGUCCCAAGGGUGUGAUCUAUGUCGGCACGUCAGACGGGGUGGUGAAGAUCCCCACAGCCAACUGCUCUUUCUACUGGACCUGCGCUCAGUGCGUUCUGUCCCGGGACCCGUUCUGUGGCUGGGACCCGGUCAGCAGGGCCUGUGUGGAGGUCUCUGGGAGCCAAACCACUCUGAACCAGGAUGUCGAUGGAGGGAACGUGGAAAAGACGUGCAACGGCGUUUCAUUGACACACAGGACCAAAUUCAGCCUGAGCAAACUGCCCACAGCUUCAUGUCCUGCAGGUGAGCUGGUCUCCGUGUCUCUGAACGAGGUGGUCCGGCUCGGGUGCCCGGCGGCGUCGCGGCUGUCCCGCCAGCAGUGGGAGCGUCCCAACAGCCGGCUGUCCUCGGACCUGUACCUGCACCUGGACGACGGAGGCCUGAGCUUCGUGGCCACGCCGGCCACGCUGGGCCACUACCUGUGCCUGUCCACAGAGAACGGCUACCGCCACCCCACCGCCAUCUACCACGUCAGACAGAGGAGCAGCCCCGCCGUUCAGACUCCAACCAGCCCUAACACUCGAGUCCCCACCCAGGCUGGACCCAGACCUGGGCUGCUCACCCCCGCGGGGACGGGGACGGGGACGGGGACUCGCACACCAGGCUCAGGAGUGUCCACCGGGAACACUUUCAUCACCACGAGACAGGUCACCCCAAACGUGACCGCAUGGACGGAGGAGUCUGAAUGGUUUGGCUCCGGUUUCCGUGACAGCGACACGCUGCUGUCGUCCCGAUGCCCCUCCUACGGGAAGGAGCUGGUGGCGGUGUCGGUUCUGCUGGUGCUGUGCUUCAGUCUGCUGCUGACCACGACUCUGUACGCCGUCCGACUGCGCUGCCGCCGUCGAACCGCACCCCAAACAGAAACGCCCGUUAGAGACAGGAGGACCCCCGAAGAGCAGGCGGCCUUACGGGGGAACCAGCUUCCCAGCAAAAGCAGCAGCGAGGCGCUGGGCAGGGGGCAUGCUAGCGGGCUCGUGUGUAACGGGACUCUCACGGGCUCCAGAGAACAUCUACCCAACACCCCCAUCUAGUGGAGAAAAACUGUUCUUCAAAUACUCCGUUGUGUUUACAUGUACUAGGUCUUAAUGCUGAAUUAUGGUUCUGCGUUAAAUCAACGCAGAGCCUACGCCGUAGGGUACGUCCACAUUGGAGGGUUUUCAAGCAUGAAUCGCCUUUUCUUUUCUCCGGAAAAGAACGCAACUCCCUAGCGCUCUGGGGGGGUACUGCACCGCGGCGAAAUGGAGAGACGGAGAAAUCCGAAGGGUUCAUGACAACGUCUCUUCAACAGCGUAGGCUCUGCGUUGGUUUAACGCAGAACCAUAAAUCAGGCUUUAGGUCGAUCCAGCCUAGCCCGUUCUUCAGGUACAGGUUCAGAAGUUCGUACUUCCUCUUUUAAUCCUGUUCUUUUUCAGCUAAAUCAUGAAGCUGUUUUAUUGUAGUGAGUCCUGGCAUCAGGAAGAUACACCUCAGACAAAAAAAACCUGCAACAGUUUUUUCACAAAACCAAAAAGUCCUGUAGCUCCAAACAAGCCCAGGUCAUCAACCCUCCCCCGCCGUGCUUGGCAGUGGCUGCGAGAGGGUUUCUGCUGCUGUUUAGUCUUAACAUCCAGCACCAUGUUGGGAGAAACCAAAGGAUACAGAUCUUGAGGCCUUAUUUUUAAUGUUUUUGAACAUAGAAAAGAUUGUAUAAAAAGAGACGGUACAAAUGUUUAUACAUGACUAUGUUCUUAGGAAAUAUUCUGAUGAAACACCAGCGAAUAAAUUCAGUCCAGUUCAUUUAUAUCCUGAGAGGGAAACUAUGUGAUGUAGGCAGGAGUUAUGUAAUGUCAGCAUAAGUUUUGUAAAGCCACAGUCAUGUGUUUUUAAAGGAUAUGUUAACAUUCUGGAACUUACUGAAGAAACGUGACAGAAUCAUAAAUUCUACACUGCUGUUUCCUUUGACCGGACUGCACGGAUGCAGCGCCGGCGCCGCCGGGGCGUCGUCCUCCGUAUCCCGUCACAUUUGGUCAAAUUGUGGAGUCAAUUUUUGUUUUUUUUUCAAAUUUUCAUGUUUUUUUCUAAUAAUUUGAGUUACUGAAGUAAAUUUCUAUGGAUUUUUACGUUUUGAAGUUAAAAUGUCUUUGCUAGCAAAUUUGUGAGUCCAUAAAGUCAACAUUUUGUUUUCAAAAAAUUGAA
This is a messenger RNA of Cololabis saira (Pacific saury), 4109 nucleotides long. RefSeq names its product sema domain, immunoglobulin domain (Ig), transmembrane domain (TM) and short cytoplasmic domain, (semaphorin) 4Ab (gene sema4ab). The transcript has 15 exons. Lineage: Eukaryota; Metazoa; Chordata; Actinopteri; Beloniformes; Belonidae. Gene Ontology annotation, molecular function: semaphorin receptor binding; chemorepellent activity. Bases 500 to 2965 code for a protein of 821 amino acids. Gene Ontology annotation, biological process: negative chemotaxis; axon guidance; negative regulation of axon extension involved in axon guidance. The record is from RefSeq and is a predicted model, not a curated record.